Serpula lacrymans var. lacrymans S7.9 is the source of this 543-nucleotide messenger RNA. RefSeq lists its product as uncharacterized. NCBI's taxonomy places the organism in Eukaryota, Fungi, Basidiomycota, Agaricomycetes, Boletales, Serpulaceae. The record is from RefSeq and is a predicted model, not a curated record. The transcript has a single exon. Bases 1 to 543 code for a protein of 180 amino acids.
AUGCCUAUCCUUAUCAAUUCCGGCUGCACGAACUCAGUUAUUGACCAAAGCCUCAUUGACAAGUACUGUAUAACCUCCACACCACUACCUGUGCCUCUUGAUACUGCAGGAGCUGAUGGCCAAUCCCAGAAAGUAAUGUGCUAUGUCACUCUCCACAUCAACGUGAAAGGGAAGGAACAUUUGAUGGAUGUCAUUAUAGCAUUAUUACUUUUGCCAUGUAUACUACUUGGACAUGACUGGUUAAUACUUACUAACCCUUCAAUUGAUUGGCGGGCCAACAAGAUUACUUUCCCCACUGAUGAUUUGGAGUAUCAUCUUAAAGAAGGGGAUAAAAUCUUAGCCGUUGAUCUUGAAACACAAAUAAUAGAGAUGAUGCAGUUGGAACUGAACACUUUUGCCACCAAAAGCCAACAGAUAGCCGAGUACUCCGAAAAAGCAAAGUCAAAACUCACCUUCCGAGACAUUUUUCCCCCAGUCUACCAUAAAUUUGAACCUAUUUUUACCAAAGAAUCAUUCAACAAACUUCCCCCCAAACAUUCUUAG